UGAGCUUGCAUUGAAGCAAUGGCGACCAGCAGUGCCGUAAACCCAGCGACGAGCGCAACUGCUGCCGAUCCGCGACUGCAGCUGGAAGAGCAGCUGGAAGAGUUUGUCGAGACGCUGCGGCAGGUCGGGAUUGUCGCCACGUCCUUCCAGUCAGAGAGCCAGCCCGUGCUCAAUGCAAAGCUUGGAUCGCUCGUGUCGCAGAUGCAGGCAUUGGACGAGCUCCGCCAGGCAGUCGAUAUUGACAUCCCGCUGGAUUUGCUUCGCUACGUCGAUGACGACAUGAAUCCGCAAGUGUUUACAAAUGAUGUGGUGCUCGAGGCGGUACAGAAGAAUCGCACUGCCAGCGCAACAGUGGACAUGUUUCAGAAAUUUAAAACGCUUCUCGAGAGCGAGUUGGCAACCACAAUGCCUGAAGACUUUGCAUUGUACCAACAGCAAAUAUCUGCCGCUUCUGCCUUGCCCUCGCCAUCGCAAACGGCGGACGCACUGAAUGGAUCGAACAACAAUGGCAACAACGUAGUAUCAAUAGGGGCGCAAAUGGAGGUUGAUCCGCCUGCAACGCAAGACAAUGCAUUCCUAUAGUUGUGAAAAUGGAAAAAAAAAAAAAAAAAAAUACAAUAGUUACCAGCAAC
This is a messenger RNA of Capsaspora owczarzaki ATCC 30864, 632 nucleotides long. RefSeq lists its product as hypothetical. The transcript has 4 exons. Gene Ontology annotation, biological process: regulation of transcription by RNA polymerase II. Gene Ontology annotation, molecular function: transcription coregulator activity. Gene Ontology annotation, cellular component: mediator complex. Lineage: Eukaryota; Filasterea; Ministeriida; Capsasporidae. The coding region runs from base 19 to 582 and encodes 187 amino acids. The record is from RefSeq and is a predicted model, not a curated record.